ACAGUUGACACUCUCACCGUAAGACAUGGACGAGAAGACGACUCACACAAAAUUAUCUUCGCACAAUAUAACGGAAAAGAGGACCAUCCGAAAACCUGGCUUAGCGGGAAGGCCCUGGGUCCUGGUGCAGUCGAGGAGUAUCCAACAAUCAAUCUUAGUUCUUGGUAUACUACAGCUGACAGCUUAUUUGCGUGGAAGAACAAUCCCGGAUUCGAGUAUGAUGCCGGAGAACAUUUCAUGAGACACAAAAGAGAUAUGGGGCCUGGAAAUAUAAUGAUAACACAGCGUUUUAACGAGAAAAUCGUCACACCUGGUGAGGACAUAAGUUUACAAUGCACAGCCACGUCUGCUAGACCGCCGAGAUUUAUAUGGGAGAGAGACGGCGUUGUCAUAUCUUCCAACACAGAAUCCAGGUAUUCGUUAGGGCAAAUGAUGUCACCAUCGGGAAUUGGAGUGGUGUCACACCUAAACAUAUCGAGGACACGAGUAGAAGAUGGAGGAUUGUAUUCUUGUUUAGCUGUAGAAGGAGAUUCUAGCGUAAUGCAUGUAGCUCGAGUUGAUAUUUACGGACCACCGUAUAUUAGAGCCCUUCCACCAAUCAAAGUACAGAGCGGUGAAGCAAUGAAACUUAGAUGUCCGUAUUAUGGAUACCCCAUAAGUAAGUUAGAAUGGGAGUACAAAGGGAAGAAGAUUAUAAGCACAUCAUUAUCUCAACAUGGAAGGUACAAGAGAACAUAUGGAAAUCUAAAAAGGAAACGCAGAAAACGGCAAAUCUAUGAACCGAGCGAAGACGGUGUGUUAAAUAUAGCAAGAGUUAUAAAAGAAGAAAACGGUGAAAUGUACACUUGUAUCGUUUAUAGUCCUUCGGGUGAAAUGGCAAGAAGAUCCUUUGAAAUUCAAGUUGUUGAAGCGCCAGAGCUAGAUGAACUUCGAGUAGGCUCUGGUUUGAAAGAAGGUCAAAUAGUGCAAAUCACAUGUAAUAUAAUAAGUGGAGAUCCGCCCUUAUAUUUCUCUUGGCUUAAAGACGGAAAAAAAAUACCAGCUAGUUUAAAGAUUACGGAACGAAGCGCGGAGCUAUUUAGUGUCCUAAUAAUAAAGAGAGUUUCAUUAGAACAUUGCGGAAAGUACACGUGUAUAGCUACGAACCACGUCGGAAAAGUUAACAAGACCGCCGAUCUUUUUAUAAAUGUGGCACCAAAAUGGAUGCAAGAACCAUCAAAUACAUCAUUGUUACUUGGACAACGUGGUGUGGUAUAUUGUGAUGCAAAUGGAUAUCCUACACCUCAAGUGCACUGGAUGAAAAGAGAUGCUACACUUGGAAUUUGGCGACCAGUUCUUGAUCUCGCUGGUGGUGGAGUGAUGAGUUAUCCUAACGGUACACUCAUCAUUGAAGUCGUAUCUUUGGCUGAUGAAGGCAUGUAUGCAUGUAACGUAGAAAACGGAGUCGGAGAGCCUCUCAAUAAAAACUUAUGGAUAAGCGUUAAUAAGCCGGUGCACUUCGAGUCGGUUGGUUCUAAUGUCACCACUAAAAUGGGUUUGCCUGCUAUUCUAACUUGCAAACCACUGGGAGAUAGUCCGAUCAGAGUGAAAUGGUCUUUGAAUGGAAAACCUUUAGACUUCACUUCUUCUAGAAUAACAGUAUCAGAAACCCUGACCCACAAUGGUGUUAAAAGUAUCAUUAACUUAAAUUAUGUUGAGAGUCGAGAUGGAGGAACAUACGAGUGUAGAGCUAGUAAUCCAUUUGGAGUUUCAACAUACAACGUAAAUUUGAAUAUACUGGAACCACCGACACCACCUUUAGAUUUACAAGUAGAUUCAGUAUCGAGUAAUUCAGUAAAACUCUCGUGGAGGGAUACCAUCAGUGCACAUGUACAGUAUUAUACCAUACAAUACACUACCACCGACUUCACGAUGUGGGAUACAGCAAAGAAUAUAAAUAUAACGAGACAAGAUGGCGAUUUAAGACAGAAUAUUGAAUUAAGGGAUUUACAACCAGCAGUAGAUUACAGGGUUAGAGUGGCAGCGGGAAACCAAGUAGACUUGAGUCCUUAUACCCAACCUGUCCAUUUCACGACACAACAAGAAGCACCAUCGUCGACUCCACUUGGAGUGCAAGUCCAACAAACUGAAAACCCUGGAGAGCUACUCGUCACGUGGAUUCCGCCACCGCGGGAGAGCCACAAUGGCCUACUGCAAGGAUACCACGUGAAGGCCGUACCUAGGAUAAGCGGAGAACCAGGACCGACUGACACCCAGACUAAGGUGAUAAAAGUAGUAUCGAAAAAAGGAAAACAAGAGACUACCCUUAGUGGACUAUUGAAAAAUACAAGAUAUGCAGUUACAGUAAGUGCUUUUAACUCUGCUGGUAAUGGGCCAUUUUCGUUACCGGUAUACCAAACUACACGAGAAGGAGCUCCAGAACAUCCUCCACCUGGAGUGGAAUGUAGAGGCGUAUCCUCAUCUUCACUGAGAAUAUCAUGGCAACCUAUCACUGCUCCUGGUUCAUCACUGCUCGGAUAUUCUGUUUUCUAUGGCACUGAAGACGGGCCUUGGCAAAACAUCAGCUCGCCUCAUACAGAGCUGUACCUUCAAGCACUCAUGAAAUAUACUAACUACACCGUUAAAGUUGCUGGCUUCUCCAACUACGGGAUUGGACCGUUUUCCUAUCCGAUUACCUGUACUACAUUGCAAGACGUUCCUGGUCCACCAUCAGCCAUCAAAGUGGUGGUGUCAUCGUCCACUUCGCUUCUAGUCAGCUGGAGGAAACCAGACCAACCUAACGGAGUUAUUUCACACUACACCAUCUAUGUGAAGCCAGUUUCAAGUACUGCAGCUCCCCAAAGCUAUCGUGUAGAGGCAAACCAAGAGCAAUCAAGACAGCUAACAUUCCCACUAACUGAAUUGUCUCCUGGCAAACAAUACGAAGUAUUUGUGAGGGCCCACACUUCUGCUGGAGAAGGUGCUCCAAGCAAUCGGAUACAUGCAGAGUUAUCUUCAAAAGUGGUAGCAGGAGUGGCUUCGUUAGGUGGUCACAUAUCAGUGGGUGUGGGCAGUUCGUUACUACUCGUGUGUCAAUGCGUGGGUACGCCACCACCACGUACUGUGUGGUACCACAAGCACAACAUUAUCACGCACCACCCGCGCUUCACCAGGAACCAUGAUGACAGCCUGCUGAUUAAUAAUAUUGAUCAAUCGCUCAGCGGCAAUUACACGUGUCUCGCGAAGAAUCUUUAUGGAUCAGACGCGGUGUCAUAUGACGUGACAGUGCUGCCAACACCAGAACCACCCAGUUUGAAGGUCAUAGCCCACAAGAACACAUUGCAUUUACAUUGGGAUGCACCGAGGAAGAUCGGUGGAAAAUUGCAGAAAAUAAGUUAUAAUCUAACGUGGAAAGAAGCCAACGGCUCCUGGCAAGAUGUAUGGACUAACAAGGUCACCUCUCUACAAGGCACACAUGAGUAUACUCUGCAGAAUCUGAAAUGUGGCACUAAAUAUUCCAUUAGAAUGACCGCUUCAAACAGCGUUGGUGCCUCACAACCGACUUAUAUCGACGCUACUACCCUAGGAGGGAUUCCUAUAUCUCCUACUAGCACCGAAUGGUUCUGGAGCAACGCAACUCACGUAUUUAUCCAACUUAGCGGCUGGGACGACAACGGCUGUGAGAUCACCAAGUUUGAAGUAGAUUAUAGAGAAUAUGGAAGCAAGAUUUGGAAAAGAGCUGACAACAAAAUUCCUCAUUUAGACUCCGGUUGGAAUCACUACAUAUCUUCGUCCAUAUUGAAUCAACCAAACUCCUUUGUGAUUGGGGAUUUGUCACCAGCUCAGUGGUAUCAAAUCCGAGUAUGCGCUGAAAAUUCCGCUGGGGUAUCCACUUCGUUAUAUACAUAUGCUACAACCACUUCAAAGGGAGAAUCAAUAGGACCACCAUCUGAAUUCUUUGAUAUCAACAUGCUUGUUAUCAUAUGCAGUUCAAUACUACUAACGAUUUGUUGUUUGACGUGUAUUUAUAUACUAAUAAAGAGGCAUAAUCAUCAACGUUUAACCGAAUAUCGUAAUUCGCUAACAGCUGAAUGUAAGUCAGAAAGAAGUAAUGUCACUGCAAAUACACCACAAAGUGUGCCAACAGAUGUGAAUAACAGAGUAUAUAGUACACCAGUUCAUCUUACAGCUGAUACUAAGCAUGAACUAUAUGAGAUCAGUCCUUACGCGCAGUUUGCUAUUGGAUUCCGGACGUUUGGGCAUGUAGAUAACCAAGAAGUCCCAAACAGAACACAUCUACCGGGUAACAGCAAAUCGAGAUAUGAUAGUGAAACCAGUUUUCAAAUGAGGUCGGAGUCUGAAGAAAGCGAUUGCGUAUCGAGGACGACCACACUGAAAAGCUUACCAAGAAAAGCAUGCAGGGUGCCACACCACAGGUAGCUGAGUAGAUAGUCUUAAAUGGUUUAGAUUUAAUAGUUUCUGGUUGUGUUCAUUACAACAAUGCAAUAGAUAAUUAUACAUUUUUCUGAUCUCAUGUACAUUAAGAGUUUUAGAGUUAAGCCGUAUUUGAAUUUGUAAGUUACGGUAACAAUUUUUUUUCUAGCGAAACUGACUGGAUUUAAAACUUUAGUAUUAUGUGUUGAUUAUUUUUAUAACUGGCUAAAUUUAAAACUAUAGUAUAAUGUGUUGAAUUUUUUUAUUUAUAUUCAGGAUAUCAUCAAAUAUAAAAAAGAUUCGAUUAAUAUCAAUACAUUGAAAAUAUCUCAGAAGUCUUGAUCAUUGGUAGUGAUUUAAUAGUAUUUUUGUACUUUAAGCGAACUGUAUAUAAAGUUGAUAAAAAUGUAUAUAAACGUUAAGACAAAGAGAAUGUCAAUAAACAAUGAUAUUAGGUAUUAUUGAAUAUGAUUCAAUUAAAAAUAUAUUUUUCAGUUUAUUUUACCCUUAUUAACUAGUCAUGCAACAAUUAAACUGCCUUUAUAUUGCGACGAUUAUAUGGCGAAUCCAAAAUGUUUGCAUAAUCUAUUUCUAAAAUGUGUUCAAUUUCUUUUAAGUCAUCAUCUAAAAGAGACAAUCUGAUAAGAACUUAUAAGAAUAGCAUUUUUGUACCUAUCAAUUUAUAUGUGAACUGUACAUAAUUUACGAUCUAAUUUAUCCAAAUAAUAAUUUUCGAGCAACGUCUUAUAAUACUCGUAGAUAUACUACGAAAAAAGAGGGGUGUUAUAGAGAAAAUAUUUUUAUGGAUCUCAUGCCUGCAUUUGCCUGCUUAAAUUUUAUUAAUGAUUGAUUAUUCCUUUUCUGUUCUAGAAAUAAAGCGAGGGAUUUUUAUUUCUUUGGUCUAAUAAAUAAGCAUUUACUUUAUCUGGGAAUAUGGGUAUACUUUUUAAAAAUGUGAAUUUCUUUAAUAAAUCAAAGAGGAUUCACCUAAAAUGUUUAUUUUAAAUUUGUUAAGUUUAGUAUGUGCGAGAUUAUAAAAUGUUCGUAAUGGUAACGAUCAGAAUAUGAAAUUAUCUUCCAAAAGACUGAUUGAUUAGUAUUUAUUGUUUUGUAAAUUCGUAAUUUUAAAUUUAGGAUUAAAAUUUUGAUGACAAAUAUAAAUGUUAGUGACGAUAAUUGUGUUGUUUUUUUUAUUGCCAUAUUAUAUUAUACAGUUAUUUCAAUUAUUAUUUUUUAUUUUAUUUCAAAUAUAAAGAAAAAA
Chilo suppressalis (striped riceborer) is the source of this 5674-nucleotide messenger RNA. The record is from the annotation of a GenBank genome assembly. Lineage: Eukaryota; Metazoa; Arthropoda; Insecta; Lepidoptera; Crambidae.